CACGAUUAGUCGACAAUUGAAGUAUCAGCUGUAUAGUCUGAUAAUACUCGCGGAUGCGAAGAAUUAUCAAAUCGUCAAUCGCCGUCAUUGUCGUGUACUUUGAGCCUUUGUGAAACUGUGUUAUAUUUAGAUUAAAAAGUCUCUCUGUGCAAAUUAUUUAUUUUUGUGGAUUCCAAUAUGACUGGUGCUGAAAUAUGUAAAUUUGAUCUCGAUGAGACCCUCGAUAAUGAGAUAAAAUUUGGAAAAUAUCAAUUAAUUAUUUUUGGACUUAUCGCAUUUCCUAUUGCCUUAAAUGGAAUUUUCAGCAAUGCAUAUAUUUUUACGGCUGGAAGUUUAAAUUAUAGAUGUGAAAUUCCUGAGUGUGAUUUACAAAACAGAGAAUUUUUAACGCCAUGGCUUAACCUCUCGACACCAUUUGUUUCCAAUUUACCGGAAAAAUGUAAAAAAUUUCAAUAUGUAUCGAACGAGUCAUCUUCAUGUAAUGUCAAGUCAUUCAACCGUUCUGUGAUUAUUGGCUGCGAUUCCUUUAUAUACGAAGACGAUGAAAUAACAAUUCAGAAUCAAUUCGACCUCACAUGCAAUAACGAGUAUCAGCUGUCACUUAUCGGUACGAUUAACAAUAUUGGACAACUCUUUUGCUACAUUUUCACAGGCUUCAUGUCAGACAGAUACGGUAGAAAAAUUGUUGUAAUCCUCGGAUGCUUGGGAAAUGGCAUAUUCGGUGUGUUACGUGCCUUCUCAUUCAAUUACUAUCAAUUUGCAGCAUUUGAAUUUCUUGAUGCACUUUUUGGUUCAGCAACAUAUGCAGCAGCCUACAUCAUAGGUUUAGAGCUAGUUACACCACGUUUGAGAACAAUUUCCGGGACAAUCCUUAAUUGCUUCUAUGCACUUGGUGGUAUCUACUUGGGACUUAUUGCCAUGUGGUUUCAGAACUACAAAGUUUUGCUGCUUAUCACAUACAUUCCAUCAUUUGUCGUGUUAUCUUAUAUAUAUCUGCUUCCACAAAGCAUACGAUGGCUGUUAUCAAAAGGCAAACAUGAAGAAGCAAGAAAGAUUUUGAACAAGGCAUGCAAGUUUAACAGAACCAAGAUGAGUGUUCAAACAUUAAGUUCGUUAAAUGAGAAAAUUGAAAUGCAAAAAUCAAAGGAUACGAAUGGAAACAUUGCUGACGAUAGUGAAUGGAUGAAGAAAAUCUCAUUGAAAAUUGUUAUGCAGAUUGCUAAUUUAGCUUAUUGCUGGUUUGCAGUUAUCUUCGUUUACUAUGGUCUCAAUCUGAAUUCUGUUUAUCUUGAAUAUUGGAACAAGCACGUGAAUUUUAUUUUUGUUUGUGCAAUUGAAUUGCCUGGCUAUUUCAUAACAAACUUCCUAAUGGAGAAGCUUGGCAGAAAAAAGACGCUUUUUAUUGGAAUGAUGGGAAGUGGCGUUUCUUGCAUCCUUGCAGAGCUUAUUCCUGGUCACAUAUCCAAGACAAUUUUCUACGUGUGCGGCAAAUUACUGAUUACAAUCGCAUUCAGUUGUCUGUACAUAUUCACAAUUGAAGUCUUUCCAACAACUCUACGACAUCGCUUCUUCUCUAUAUGCAACAUUGUUGGUAGAAUUGGAUCGAUUUUAACACCUCUAACGCCUCUCUUAAUUGAGUUAUCGCCUAGUUUGCCGUUACUAUUGUUUGCAUUACUAUCAUUCAGUUCAGCUGUGUUCCUUUGUUACUUACCAGAAACACUGAACCGAAAACUGCCUGAAAAUAUAGAAGAAGCUUUUAAUUGAUAUUAAAUUAGGAUGAGAAUAAAAUGUUCACAUUUUUUAUUUUUA
This is a messenger RNA of Chironomus riparius, 1809 nucleotides long. The record is from the annotation of a GenBank genome assembly. Lineage: Eukaryota; Metazoa; Arthropoda; Insecta; Diptera; Chironomidae.